AUGGCAGCGGAUGGUUUAGUCGCUUCGCUGCCCUCAAUUGAUCCAAACAAUGAUUUCGAUGGUAGCGAAUUCUCGCCUGUAGACGAGCAAACUGAAAGUAAGACUUGCUUUGACCAAAGUCUGAUCUGGGAAGUUGCGGUACACCAAGAGUUCCUUGAACCAGAGAUUGUAAGAGCGAAGAGUGUUAGUCCACACCGCAAAGUCAAAGUUCCAAGUACAUCAACACAGACCGGCAAAACCAGGCGGGGUGAAGAUAAACAUCUGAGUACAGAACACACUGAACUUCGGCAACAGAAUAUGAACAGAUCUGGAGUACCAAACCGUAUGUCUUUAAAAACUCCUUGUCGAGAUUCAGGUAAUUUGUCAAGGAACGGUGAAUUCGAGCUUCCAUCCAUCCCAGUUCAAUCAAAACGACAAAGGGCCCUGACUGAACCUUAUCUGUUGUCUUCUUUGAAUGAAGGAGUUGACUUCGUAGAAGGCGAUGUGUUUCGUAAGAACCUGAGUUUAAUGUAUCGUCAAGGUAGAGAAGUGAGAAAACUGGAGUAUGAUAACACAGCAUCGAGAAGAACUUUACAGGAAGCACACGACAUGAUAGGAGAUCUCAAAGCCAAGAUAGAAAAGAGAAAUAAAUUCAUCAGAGAGAGGAACAAGAAAGAAGGAGACAUCGCUCAUAUUGUUGAAACUUUAAAACGGGAAAAGGACGAAAAGCUCUUAGAAUACAAAACGAUACAAAAACGAAUGACUGAGGCACUGGCGCUCAAAGACAAAAAUCUUGAAGAUAUUGAGGCAGAGAGGACACAGGCUGAGAGUCUUUAUCAAAAACAGUUAAAAGACAACACUGAACUGAUGAGAAAAAUUGAAGCAAGGGAGAAACAAAUCAAGCAACUGAAAGACAAGACAGAAAAAGCAAAAAAAUGGAAAGAUAACGCUAGAAGCUAACUUAAUUACAGUCAAUGAAACGGCUGCUCCAAUCAUUUGGGUGGUUAAGGUUUUCAAUGAUUUAAAGAGCAGUUCGAGACGGUCACCAGUUCAUCAAAUUGGAAUUAGGGGUUUUUUUUUAAAGGAACAAUCAAGUUCGAGUCAGCAAUUUGCAAUCCUUCGUAAUUCUCUCCAAUCUAAGCCAUCCUUGUUCCUUCUCGGUGAAUGAUUUCUUCUGUUAUAUUCCUAUCUUACUGAACUGAUAUUUUAGUGGUCUCGGCCAUCAUGUUGGAGGGUAUAGGUAGCUCUGAACGUUGCAAAGAAUGACUGAAAAUAUUGUGACACUGGUUCCUAAUAAUCGAUGAUUUAUGCAUAACUGUUCCAC
Molecule: messenger RNA, 1303 nt
Organism: Pocillopora meandrina
Lineage: Eukaryota; Metazoa; Cnidaria; Anthozoa; Scleractinia; Pocilloporidae
Source: the annotation of a GenBank genome assembly